AUGUAUAAUACUGUAAAUAUAUCUCUUACAGUUUCUAAACAGCAGGAAGUUCACAUAUGCCUUGUAAAGCACUACAGAGUGUGUCUGGAUGAAAAGUAUGAGAUAUCAGAGAAGUGGCUACUCAAAGAUUUGGAGUACAUUGAUGGCAAGGAGGCUGAAACUGUAAGUGGUACAAAUAAUAUUUUAAGGGGACAAUUAUGCAAAUGUACAGUAUUUUUUUCGCAGUUUUCUUUUUCUUUUUUUUUUAUAAAGCCAUUGACCUAAAUUUGUUCCACAGCUUUAUAUGGGACACACAAAAGACGAUCCAGAACUCAAUCUAGUCCAUCGAAAUUGUCUGGCUUGUCUGAUGGAUUGUAAAGCUAGCAAGUUCUUGACUUCAUAUCAAUAAUGUUGGUACAUGAAGACAUUCCAUUUGUGAUUCUCUCCAAGCAUCAUUUAUUCUCAAGCACCUUUAAAGGGACACUAUAGUUACCAAAACAACUUUAGCUUAAAGGGACACCAUAAUCAUCAGAACAACUACAGCUUAUUGUAUUUGUUCUUGUGAGUAUAGUCAGUCCCUGCAGGAUUUUUACAUUAAACACUGUCUUUUCAGAGAAAAGAUAGUGUUUACAUUACAACCUUGCUACACUACAAGUGGCCAGUCCUCAGUUGGCUACCAGAGGUGCUUCUUAGAGCAGUGCUGCACACCCUCUCCAACCUCUCCACUCUCUACAAGGAGACACUGAAAUUUCCUCAUAGAGAUGCAUUGAUUCAAUGCAUAUCUAUGAGGAGAUGGUGAUUGGCCAGGGCGAUUUUUGGUUCUGCCCCCACCUGCCUCCUUGGCUGAGAUCAUCAGAAUUGAUUAUCUCAGCCAAUCCAAUCCUUUCCUAUAGGAUUGGCUUAGAUCAACACUUCUGAUGAUGUCAGCAAAGGAGGCAGAUCAGGGGCAGGGCCAGCACCAGCAUACUGGAAGAAAAGGUAUUUAGUAAAAUACCUGCCUUUUAUUGAAUCCAGCACUAGUAAUAUUCUGUGCCAUUGCUGUGUGUAUAUAUUCAUGCACAUUAUAUAUCAGGCAUCAGUUGAUUUUAAUUACUCAAUUGUAUAGCACUAAUGUUAUUCUGAUAACCCUUAAAUCUUAAUUCUAUAUUUCCAACUUGGGCUUGUUCUAGUUAUUUUCUGCCCACAACCAACAAUUUCCCUAGUACAUUAAAUUGUUCUAUAUUCAGGCUCUCUAAUUAUUAGGCAUGUGCAUGGGAAAAAUUUUUGGUUCGGUUCGGUUUGGCAUUACAAAAUUCGGGUAUUCGGCACUUCGGAACUUCGGCAACUUCGGAACUUCGGCACUUCAGAAAUUCAGGAAAUUUGGGAUCUCUGCAAUUCGGCACUUCGGCAACUUCGGGACUUCGGAAUUUCGGAACAUCUCUUGCAGCCGCUUGGUAGAUAACUCCCUAAUUCCCAAGGUAUUAGGGAGUUAUCUACCAAAAGGCUGAAAGACCUAAAUUGGUCUAAAUUGGUCUUUCAGCCAAAUUUACUAAUACUAAGUAAAAAUUACUUAGUAUUAGUAAAUUGUGCCCCUACUCGCUAUACCGCGAGUAGGGGCAUGACUAUUAAACAGUGAGAAGCCAGUGGCUGCUUUUUAAAAAAUGGGUCCCCCCUCCUGAGCCCCCUCCCGCGACGCGCGAGUGGGGGGUUUUAAACUAAAGGGGGGGCUAUUGAGUGGCGGGUGGGGGCCCUAAAGUAAAAUAAUGGGGGGGACCUAUUGCCCCCACCUCAGUCCCCACCCCUGAGCAGCGGGUGGGGGCCCUAAAGUAAAAUAAUGGGGGGACCUAUUGUCCUCCCCCCUGGCCCCCACCCCUGAGCAGUGGGUGGGGGCCCUAAAGUAAAAUAAUGGGGGGACCUAUUGUCCUCCCCCCCACCCCCACCCCUGAGCGAUGGGUGGGGGCCCUAAAUUAGAAUGGGGGGAUCUAAUGUCCUUCCCCCUGGCCACCACCCCUGAGCAGUGGGUGGGGCCCCUAAAAACUAAUUAGGGGGGACCUAACGUCCUCCCUCCUGGCCCCCACCCCUGAGCAGUGGGUGGGGGCCCUAAAUACUAAUUAGGGGGGACCUAAUGUCCUCCCCCCUGACACCCACCCCUGAGCGGUGGGUGGGUGCACUAAAUUAGAAUAAGGGGGAGGACCUAAUGUCCCCCCUCCUGGCCCCCCACCCCUGAGCGGUGGGUGGGGGCCCUAAAACACUAAUUAGGGGGGACCUAAUGUCCUCCCCCCUGAGUGGUGGGUGAGGACCCUAAAAUACUAAUUAGGGGGGGACCUAAUGUCCUCCCCCCUUGCCCCCACCCCUGAGCGGUGGGUGGGGGCCCUAAAUAAAAAAAAUAACCCCCCCUCCCCUGGGUGACUAGGGGUCCCCAAACCCAUAGUCACCCCCCUCCCCCAAAAAAUUAACCCCUACCUACCCCCCUCACCCUAAAAAUAAUGAGGGGGGAACAUUUAUAUAAGUACCUGAAAAAAAACAAAAACUUACCAUUUGAUGUUUUCUUUCUUCUAAAAUCUUCUUUUUUCAGCCCCAAAAAAGGCCAAAUAAAAAGGCUCAGAGCACUCUGAUUGGUGGGUUUAAGCCAUCCAAUAAGAGUGCUCUGACAGGUAAAUGAAGAGACUGACAGGUAAGUCUCUACAUUUACCUGUCACAGCACUCUGAUUGGCUGGUUUGGAAUCCACCAGUCAGAGUGCUCUGUGUCAUUUUACACAGCGUGGGAAAGUUCUUUGGAAUUUUCCCACGCUGUGUAAUUUGACUCAUAACUCUCUGAUUGGUGGAUUAAAUAACCAAACAGGCUGCUCACUGUUUAAUAGACAUGCCCCUACUCGCGGUAUAGCGAGUAGGGGCAUAAUUUACUAAUACUAAGUAAUCUUUACUUAGUAUUAGUAAAUUUGGCUGAAAGACCAAUUCAGGUCUUCCAGCCUUUUAGUAGAUAGCUCCCUAAUACCGUGGGAAUUAGGGAGUUAUCUACUUAUUCAUUCCUGUCAUUACACUGACUGGCCAAAUAACUUACAUUUUAUAUGAAUGUAUGUUACAUGAUUGUUGUAAGUGUUGCAAAUGCUUACUGCUGAAUCCUGGCUAUGUUUGUAUACUUUUUAUCUAAUAUUGUAUACAGUGUAACAUUCUUCUUCUUCCACUGGGUAAGUAUAUUAGUACUUAGGCAAUACUGUGCUUUGGCACUUCAGCAACUUCGGCACUUCGGAAAUUCGGUAAUUUCGGAACUUCGGAUCCUCGGUAAUUCGUCACUUUGGCUAUUCGGACAUUCGGAAGUACCCGAAUGUCCGAAUUGCCAGAAAUUCGGCCGAAUUCACAUUCGGCCCGAAACGAAUUGCACAUGUCUACUAAUUAUAGAUAUUUUCUAUUUAUGAGAAUUGUUACCUGGUGCCAGGUAUUCUGUUGCUGCCUUGUAAGAGGUUUCUAUUAUUUCAUCAGCCCAGCCCCCUCUAUAAUAGAACUUUGCUACCUCUUUUCCAAUGUCUGCAUGUCGGCACACACCGCCGUCUGUACCAAUCUGACCUGACACCUGGUUUUUAUUAAGUUGAGAAAAUAUAUAAGACUAAAAACAGACAUUUCAAUCACUAUAUGCAUUAGCACAACAUCUCCAUGGAUUUCUGACAGCUUGUUUCAGCUUGUUAUAUUUUGACGAUCAUUUUUUUUUUUUUACGUAGCUAUACAUACUGAAUUCCAUAUUACUUUCAUAAACUUGUUCAUAAAAUACGGUGUAUAUGUGAAUAUUAACUAGAUGAGAAGAUAAUUUGUCAUAGUUAUUAAUCAUCAUCAUCAUUACAAUAAUAGUGUUUUAUUUUCAUCCAACAGGAUAACUCAAAUUUUGACAUGAUGUUUGAAGAAGUCUGCAAUAUGGAAGCUUAUAGUUGUGCCUCAAAAUACGCCUUUGCACGAAGUAUUAUUAAACUCAACACACUCUACACUAAAAAGGACAUCAAAGUGCUUAAUUUUGACUCUUCCUAUAUAGAAGAGGGUGUCAUAUGGUCUUCAAACAAUGGGGAUUGUUUAGUACUCAUGAGAAUAUGCUUUUAUGCAUCUAAUCUUCUGUGCCUUUCUUUGUGUCCCAUGCCCUAA
Messenger RNA from Pelobates cultripes (western spadefoot toad), 4086 nucleotides. Lineage: Eukaryota; Metazoa; Chordata; Amphibia; Anura; Pelobatidae. The record is from the annotation of a GenBank genome assembly.